CUGUGGCUUCCUGCUGCCUGAUCCUCUCCGCUGCAGACGGAUCAGAGUGAAGCUUCUCUCCGCUCACGACGUGUAGAGUUGCUCUGCAAACAUCAGGAUGUCUGUGCCGCAGCAGCUGCGAGAGGAGAGUGACUUUGAUCAGCUGCCUCAUAACAUCGCCAUCAGCGCCACCAUCGCUGAUGUGGAGGAGAACAAAGGCUUCAUCGAUUACUUUAUGUUUGUGAUGGAGGUGAAGACUAAAGGAGGGAGCAAGUACCUCACCUACAGGAGGUACAGAGAGUUCUUCAACCUCCACCAGGUCCUCGAAUCCAAAUACUCCCCUGAAGACCCGGAGAGGCCCGGUCCAAACACCUGCGUCCUGCCGUCUCUUCCAGGUGAGCGGUGUCUGGUUUCCACAUUGUUCACAUUCACUGUCUGUGAGGCCCUCGGCUGCACGGACAAGUUAUCAGACCUCCAAUGCUGAUAAGCUUCCUGUUGACAUGGAUUGAACCUCCUGAAUAAAUGUCUGAGUGACAUAGAGACGUCGUAUACGUCUCUGGUAGAGACCUGUCAAUCA
Molecule: messenger RNA, 556 nt
Organism: Anarrhichthys ocellatus (wolf-eel)
Lineage: Eukaryota; Metazoa; Chordata; Actinopteri; Perciformes; Anarhichadidae
Product: neutrophil cytosol factor 4-like
Exons: 3
Coding region: 98-463 (121 amino acids)
Biological process (GO): superoxide anion generation
Cellular component (GO): NADPH oxidase complex; cytoplasm
Molecular function (GO): phosphatidylinositol binding; superoxide-generating NADPH oxidase activator activity
Source: RefSeq, a predicted model, not a curated record